AGAAAUGAACUAUGAAAGAAUAAAAAAGCCUGAAAUACGCGACCUCCAAACUGUCUUGAACAAUAAAGAAAUAGACACCAACGGCAAAAUAAUAGUGGACCUAAGUGUAUUUAAGGAAGCCGAAAGGUUGUACCAGACGGAAUUAAGUGUAGACGAAAUUAUUGCACUGAAGAGGGUAGUUGAUCUGAUAUGGAAGCGUGCAUCGGAGGAGGAUAAGAAAAGAUGGGAAAUUCUUUCAGAUAAAUUCACAUCUGAAG
This is a messenger RNA of Acaulospora colombiana, 257 nucleotides long. The record is from the annotation of a GenBank genome assembly. Lineage: Eukaryota; Fungi; Glomeromycota; Glomeromycetes; Diversisporales; Acaulosporaceae.